Messenger RNA from Pichia membranifaciens NRRL Y-2026, 3019 nucleotides. RefSeq lists its product as hypothetical. NCBI's taxonomy places the organism in Eukaryota, Fungi, Ascomycota, Pichiomycetes, Pichiales, Pichiaceae. The transcript has a single exon. Gene Ontology annotation, biological process: double-strand break repair; regulation of DNA-templated transcription. Gene Ontology annotation, cellular component: Ino80 complex. The coding region runs from base 75 to 2921 and encodes 948 amino acids. The record is from RefSeq and is a predicted model, not a curated record.
CGGGAGGGGGACGACCUGUUCAAAGAGAGCAAGCACGGUGUUCCAUUGCAGAAGCACCGCCUCUACCAAACACAAUGCCGCCGGCUAAACGUGGAAGUCUCGCUACAGAUCCAGGGAUCUUGCUAAAGCGUCGGAAGGACCGUCAGAAGGCCAACGAGAGGUUGCAACUCAGGUUGGACGAGCAGGGGGUGAAGAGGACCGAGGUGGAGAACAACUUGUCCUUCUCGUCCAUCCCGCAGGUGCUCUUGAUCAAUCAGAAGAACUACUACACGGAGUACUUGAAGAAGGACGACAACCUCCGGAUCGUGCGCAACACGAGGGAGAAGAUCAACAAGAAGCUCAAGGUGAAGGCUCCUUCCGCAACGACGAAGAAGGGCGACCUCGACCGGGUGAAGAACGGCUCUGCCAGCGUCAGCGUGAGUGCCAGUGCCAACGUGACGGAGAACGAAAACGAUGAUGACGACGACGACGCGGACGAUGACGCGGACGAUGCUGCCGAGGAGGACGAAGGCAGGACGUUGGUCAUCCACCCGGGCAGCCACAACAUCAAGAUCGGGUGGGCCGAAGACGUCGACCCGGUGUUGGUGCCGAAUCUCAUUGGCUACGUGAGAAGAGAGGUGUCGGAGCGGGCAGCCGGGGUCACAAGUGCCAGCGGCGCCAGCGGCGCCAACAGCAAGCGGUCCGCACAAGACGUGUCUGGGCUCGACCCGCCCAGGUACCUCGCCAGAGGUGACGGCGAGCCGGUGAAUGCUGAUGAAGAUGAGGACGAACACGACGACGGCGACCGGUUCUACGUGUUGAACGACGACAAGGAGUUCCGUGCAAAGCGCAAGCCAAUCAACACGAGCUUCAGAGAGCGGAUGAAGUACUACAAGCGGCGGAUCUUGCCCAACUGUCACGAGGCGUGUUUCAAUUUCAACUCGAAGCAGCAGAAGCACCCUCCGGCGGUGGACGACAUCAGCGAGGACGUGAGUCUGAGCUCGUCUGCGGUGAACAUGUUUAUCCGGGCGUCGCGGUGGCUCAAGACUGCCGGGCGGAACUACGUGGUGGGCGACGAGGUGACGAGGCUUGCGGAUGAGAAGGAGUGGGUGAUCCGGUCGCCGUUUCUCUUUUCCUCUGCUGGAGGCACGUCGGGGAACUCGAAGAGGUCGUCGGUGGAGCUGGGGUUCAACGAGCAGGACGUGAACUACUCAUCGCGGGAGGAGAUUCUGGGCGACAUCGAGACGAUGCUGGUGCACACGAUUCUGCACAAGUUCAAGGUGGCGAAGAAGAGCGACCUGAAGAAGAUCAACGUUGUGUUGGUGAUUCCGUCGUUGUACCGGAAGUCGUACGUGGAGUCGAUGAUGGAGCUGCUGUUGACGCGGAUGAACUUCAAGAACGCGACGUUGAUCCAGGAGGGCAUGUCUGCGUCGUUUGGGCUCGGGUUGAGCACGGGCUGCAUUGUCGACAUCGGGGCAACGAGCAUCCACAUCUGCUGUGUGGACGACGGGGCGAUUUUGGAGGACACGCGGGUGUCGUUGGACUACGGGAUGGCGGACGUGGUGCGGUUCUGGGGGAAGAACCUGAUUGCGCAGCAGUUCCCGUACGCGGGGGUGGACUUCCGGCAGGUGAAGGACUGGAAGCUGAUUGAGGGGACGUUUGCGGACCACGGGACGUUUGACGACUCGAAGGUGGCGAUCCAGGUGGGCAAGUUUUCUGUGUACGAGUCGAACACGAGGGUGCGGAGGUACCAGUUCAAGUGCUUUGACGAGGGCGUGGUGUGUCCGAUGGGGGUGUUCUACCCGGAGAUCUUUCUGGAGGAGACCGCUGCCGCUGCUGCUGCUGCUGCUGCCGCCGCCGCCGCCGCCGCCGCCGCCAACGACGACGUCGACGCCCGCCAGAAGGAGCGCAUUGUGCUGGGCUCCAUUGCGCCCGCCAAGCGCGUCCACGAGCCGCUUUUCGACGGCCGCAGCAACAAGUUCACGGGCUACUCCAACAGCGACCCCAUCUCCAUUCUCCAGGACCUCCAGCGCACCGGCGUCAAGCUGUCCGAGCUCGCUGUGGAGCCGUUGCUGGACCUGCUUGUGGAGUUGAGCGACCUCUUCAUCAACUCCAGCGCCAUCGGCAGCGGCCGCCGCGGCAAGACCAACGACCUCAGCAGCAAGCUCAAGAGCCGCUACCGUAACGCCCACUACGCGCAGCAGUCUGCUGCGGCCGACCGCCGCCCCACCACCGACGGCAUGCGCCAGAACAUGACUCCGCUGGACAGGGCCAUCAUCGAGAGCAUCACUGUUGCCGGACUGGGUGACCAGACCCGCCUCGAGAAGAUGUACACCAACAUCUGUCUUGUGGGCGGCGGUGGCCGUCUCGACGGCUUUGACAGCAUGCUUAUGGAUCGCUUGCAUAUCAACCGCAACGAGAUUCUCUCUAGCACGAAGCUGGUGGAGGCCCUGGGGCUCAUCAAGCAGUGGAGGCGCGAGUAUGACAAGGAGCACAAGCCGCGGCCGAAGGACGCUGCCGGCGGCGACACCGCCGCCCCGGCCGGCGAAAAAUCCCCCGCCGCCAAAACCCCCGCCGACAAGCCCGACAAAACUCCCGCCGACGACGACGACGAAGACGGCCCCGCGGAUCCGGCUCCUGCUCCGGCCGCCGGCGAAGACGACGACGACGAUGCCGCCGCCGCCGCCGCCGCCGCCGCCGGCGAGGACGAGCUGCGUCUGAGCAAGGAGCAGCUGCGCACCGUGACGCAGCUGCUGCUGGCCGGCGCGCCGAUGGCGGUGGACAUUACAGGCCGCGGCGAGCUCGACCCGCUGGUGCUCGGGUGGAAGGGCGGCUGCGUGUACGCUCGGUUGAAAAUCUUCGAGGAGACGUGUGUGAGUGGGGCAGACUGGGACAUGCUUGGGUCGCGCGCGCUUACGUACGGCAGUCUGUUCAGCUACUAGAGUGUGUAGUAGGUAGUAGGUAGUUGCGUAAGCAGUUGCGCGAGCAGUUGCGUAAGCAGUUGCGUAAGAAAGUUUUCCGAGAGUGACGGAUCGACGGG